AUGGCAGCCCCUGCCCUCCUGCUCCUCCUGGUGCUGCCUGCAGGGGCCUGGCCGGGCCUGGGGCUGCCCCGCCGGCCGUGCGUGCACUGCUGCCGCCCAGCCUGGCCCCCAGCUGCUCCCGGCUCGUUUGCCCACAGGAGUGACGGGGACGAGUGGGUGCGCCUGCCCCGUGUGCGGCCGACCAUCGACAUCUCAAUCCUCAAAGGUGAGAAGGGCGAGGCAGGGGUCAGAGGUCACUCAGGCAGGAGCGGGAAGGAGGGCCCGCCAGGCUCCCGGGGCCUCCAGGGCCGCAAGGGCCAGAAGGGGCAGGUGGGGCCACCAGGCGCCCCGUGCCAGCGCGCCUACGCGGCCUUCUCAGUGGGCCGGCGGGAGGGGCUGCACAGCUCUGACGCCCUCCAGGCUGUGCCUUUUGACACGGAGUUGGUGAACCUGGAUGGUGCCUUCGACCUGGCCUCCGGCCGCUUCCUCUGCACUGUGCCUGGUGUCUACUUCCUGAGCCUCAAUGUGCACACCUGGAAUUAUAAGGAGACGUACCUGCACAUCAUGUGCAACCGGCAGGCCACGGCUGUGCUGUACGCACAGCCUAGUGAGCGCAGCGUGAUGCAGACCCAGAGCCUGCUGCUGCCGCUGGCCACUGGCGACACUGUCUGGGUGCGCAUGUUCCAGCGGGACCGCGACAACGCCAUCUACGGCGAGCAUGGAGACCUCUACAUCACCUUCAGCGGCCACCUGGUCAAGCCAGAUGCUGAACUCUAGCCCGCGGAGACGCCCCUGUGCCAUGCCCAGCCCUUGGUGGCCCUCACCCCGAGCCCUCCCAGCUGAGAUCAGUGCCAGCAGUGACUGAGCGCUGCCUGCAGGUGCUGAGCUGAGCGCCAGGCGUGUGGGAGCAGGAAGACAAACCAGGCCUGCCCUGGUGGGGGCGGACGCGGACUGAGUGUUCACAUCAAGGGGUUCGGGAAACAGACCUGU
Molecule: messenger RNA, 969 nt
Organism: Vicugna pacos (alpaca)
Lineage: Eukaryota; Metazoa; Chordata; Mammalia; Artiodactyla; Camelidae
Gene: C1QTNF8
Product: C1q and TNF related 8
Molecular function (GO): protein binding
Source: RefSeq, a predicted model, not a curated record